UGCUUAACUGUGUUUUUUUUUCGACGCGUCGUUAUUGCUUGUUUGUUAUAUAUUCUGAAUUAGUGAAUUAUUUACGGACAUAUAUUUAGGAUGUCUGAUUUCUACAUUAGAUACUAUGUGGGCCACAAAGGGAAAUUUGGACAUGAAUUUCUUGAAUUUGAAUUCCGUCCUGAUGGCAAGCUAAGGUAUGCUAACAACUCUAACUACAAGAAUGAUACAAUGAUCAGGAAGGAGGUCUAUGUACAUGGCUGUGUCAUGGAUGAGCUGAAGCGCAUCAUCAUGGAUUCCGAGAUUAUGCAGGAAGACGACUCGCUGUGGCCGCCACCAGAUCGUAUUGGUCGUCAAGAGUUGGAAAUUGUCAUCAACGACGAACAUAUAUCAUUCACUACAUCCAAAACUGGUUCAUUGGUGGAUGUGAGCCAAAGUAAAGAUCCAGAAGGCCUCCGUUGCUUCUACUAUCUUGUGCAAGACCUCAAGUGUCUAGUAUUUUCAUUGAUUGGCUUGCAUUUUAAAAUUAAGCCCAUAUAAUAAUUGAUAACUGCUAAGUUUUUU
This is a messenger RNA of Nicrophorus vespilloides, 552 nucleotides long. It is a transcript of the gene mago, whose product is annotated as protein mago nashi. The transcript is spliced from 2 exons. The coding region runs from base 91 to 528 and encodes 145 amino acids. Gene Ontology annotation, biological process: RNA splicing. Gene Ontology annotation, cellular component: exon-exon junction complex; nucleus; catalytic step 2 spliceosome. NCBI's taxonomy places the organism in Eukaryota, Metazoa, Arthropoda, Insecta, Coleoptera, Silphidae. The record is from RefSeq and is a predicted model, not a curated record.